CAACUUUGAAGUAUAAAAUGAGCAUGAAAAGCCUCCAUUUUCAACCCAUUGUCGAAAGCUCCUCAGGCUCAUCUUCAGAGGCACAGCAGAGAAAGCAACAAGAAGACUUUGCACAACCUUUUGUUCAACAACUCUUUUGUCCAAAGACAACUCCUUCCAAGUUUAGACAACAUGCAGUUUCUCAGCACCAUCCUCCUUGGCGUUGCCGCCCUCAGCACCACCGUCGCGGCCAUCCCCGCCGAGCUCAAGGCCCGCAUCCCCGCCGGCGUCUCGUACAAAGAGAUCAGCCCAAGCGAGAUCCCCGACUCGGUCAAGGUGUCCGCGACAUCGAGUAACUCGACCCAGCUCGACGUACGCAGCCUCGAGAAGCGUGCCGAUCACGGUGUAUACUUGUGCACCGACGCCAACUGGGGCGGCCACUGCGUUCACAUCAACGCUCCUGCUGGCGUCUGUGUCCCCCUCGCUGGUGACCUGAAUGACCUGGUCAGCUCUGUCGGCCCCGAUGCCGGUGCUUACUGCCGCUUCUACUUCAACGCUGGCUGCACUGACGACAACGGCUGCUGGCACUUUGACCUGACCACCCCUGGCAUUGACAACCUGAACCAGCAGCGCUACUGGGUCUGCGGCCAGUCCGCCAACAACCCCAACGACAGGGUCACCAGCUACCAGUGCUGGGACUGGUAAAGAGGUGUAGAGUCUAAGAAUUCUUUCCACGAGACUUUAGGGGGAAGUGUUGGGGCUCGUGGCGGGUAGAGUCGACACGGUCCUCUGGCUUUCAAGGGUUGAUGGGGGUGAAAGCGGAUUCAAGGCAGCGUGUAAAAUGGGCAUUUUGGGUUUUUACAAUUCUUGUCGCUCUUUACAGGAGGGUGCACAACUCCUGUCCAUCUUUUUGGAUUUUUACCUUUACUUUUCAGCGGGCCUACCCGUGUAAUAUGAACAAAAGACUUGGUACCACAUAU
Molecule: messenger RNA, 959 nt
Organism: Pyricularia grisea
Lineage: Eukaryota; Fungi; Ascomycota; Sordariomycetes; Magnaporthales; Pyriculariaceae
Exons: 3
Coding region: 172-684 (170 amino acids)
Source: RefSeq, a predicted model, not a curated record